Besnoitia besnoiti is the source of this 3474-nucleotide messenger RNA. RefSeq lists its product as uncharacterized. NCBI's taxonomy places the organism in Eukaryota, Apicomplexa, Conoidasida, Eucoccidiorida, Sarcocystidae. The record is from RefSeq and is a predicted model, not a curated record. The transcript has 4 exons. The coding region runs from base 1 to 3474 and encodes 1157 amino acids.
AUGCUGAGUUCACGUGGAGCAGCCGGACCCACCACGCGAUCAAGUGCUUCCAGGCUUGCGACUCGGGGUUUCUGCGGCUUUCGCUUCGUUGGUGUGGAGUGGGCUGUGACUCGCAGUGUGCAGCAGUUGGGUAGCCGUCUGUGGACAGCGGCCGCGGAACGAGCAGUCCCGUUCAUGGCUGAGUCAUGCGAGAGAUUCGUGUGGCGCGCGCCUCCGUGUCAGGUUCUUGCGGCCCUCCGUUCCGAGCUGACAAGCGAGCACGAAAACCGGCAGGUGCUUCUGCAGAUUCUUGAGCUCUACGCGCCCGAAGUCGUCACGGAGCUUCGCCAGCGCAUGCAGAAGCCCCCUCCGAGCACAUUUCCCUCUCUGUGCCUGGAUUCGUGCGGCUCGGGCGCCCCUGGGGCGCUCUCCGAAAAGUUUGGCAGCCCGUCGUCAGCUGCCAGUCCUCGUGCUGCGCUGACGGGUAGGAGGUCGCCCUUCAAGGCAGAAAGCCUCUGCAGAGCACCUCUGCGGCAUGCGGCUCACGCGGGGCUCGAUCCGCGCGAAGCUCAUUCCAGGCCGUUCGCAGCAAAGGAGUCGCCAGGCGUGCCACAGGUCUCUGCCGCGCACGCCUCCCAACUCAACGUGGCAACCGGAAGCGUCGCCCCAUGCCCAACAGAAUCUCCAGAUGCGUCGCCUACGGACCGCCUGCGCCUGCUGCGGAGGCGAGGCCUCCUCUGUGGGUUCGCCUACGGCGCCUUGAACUCAGAAUGCCUGCCGGGAGGGGACGCUUCGGCGCCCACGCCCCUCGAGGCCGGCAGCGGAGGUUCUGCUUCCUCGGCGGCGCCUGCGCCGGACACAGCGCGGGUGCGUGAAGUCCCCUGGAACGGGAGUGCAGCGGCGCCGCAAUGGAGGCCUCCGCCUUCGAACGCGGAAGCGCCCUCGCGUUCCCCGCAUAUGGAAGCCUGGGCAGGGGGGCAGACGAUUCCUCGCUCUUCCCUCGGGACUCCAUGUGUCGCUUGCAGGCCCCCGCCUCAUCGGGCUGCUGCAUGCCACGCGAACUGCGGCUGCAGCGCGCAAAGUCCACUCGUGAGCAGGGAGCUCGUCUCGCGUGGGGAGCCUGUCAUAGGGAGGGAUGCCGAGGGCACUCCUGCUGCCGCCUGCCAGCAGGAGAUGGAAAACAGAGAGAGCCUCAAGUCAAGGGGAAACGCCUGUAACGCGCCAGAAGUCGAUGGCAUGACUUACAUGCACGCGCGGAGACCGCCGCGGGAAGCCAGUCGGGCUUCGUGCGACGGCUUGGCCUUCAUCAAACCCAUGUCCCCCCCGACUCCGCACUGCGAACCCGUCGCGCGUCUCGCUCUGUUCGAGGAGCUGGAGCGGUGCUGUGCUCCAGACGGUCUCGCUGCUGUCAGCCAGCCACUACCACGGCAGUGCUUCCCCGUAGAGGGGCGGCAUGGGGACGCCGCUCCGCUGGAGCCAAAUGGCUGCGAUGCGAUUCGUCUCACCGGCGACUUAGAGUCGCCGUCAAUGAUCAAUAGAGGCCUGCGACUCUUGCCAGCUGAGCCGCCGCUCCCGCCUGCCGAACCCGAGGAGGAGCAAACAAACACUCGAGGCUAUUUACAAGCCAGUCCUGAGAGAAAAACGAGCAAGCCGCCGCUCUUCAGAAACGAGGACCUGUCCAGCAAGCCUCGCCGUCUCGUCCAGGCGGCGACGCCCCUCGUUGGGGGCGGCAUGCAGAGCCCACACACUCUCUCGCCGGCAGCGCCUGUGGCAGCAGGAAACCGUGCCAUGGACGGGAGGGCGCUCUAUCGCCAGGGCUACACUGCGGGUUUGCCACUGCAAUCCUGUGAGGCAGAGGUAUCGUUACCCAGCGUGCGCGUGCGCGGGACUGCGCGGAAGUCCGCAGCCUGCGGGCUCGACGCGGAGGUGGCGGCGCCCGACGCCGACCGCGGUUGUCAAGGCGACGAUGCAGGCGCCCUGAUGCAAGGGACAUUUGGCCUCAAAACAAAGGAGAAAGAGGCUAGUGGAGUUAGCCGAUCCGAGGCGCAGCAGGUGUGGCUGGAAAACCCUAAUCUAGCUCUGGGGGCAGCACGCACCUGCAGCUCGCCUCCAAUUGCUUCCUCGCGACAGGGGCUGAGCAGCCUGGAGACUUCUAGGCAAGACGGAACGCCCUCAAUAAACGUGCGACGCGGCGCGCCGUUUGCAGAAGAACUUCGGGUCGCUGAACGAGCUGCAAUGCGCGAGCCAGUCUCAGGGACCCCCUGCGGAGCCAAGGCGGAGAAAGGAGGCAGAGAAGCCGUGGACGAGACGCCCGUCGCGGGAAACAAACUCGGUGUCUCCAAGCUGGAGCCGCACGGACUCUCGUCGACUCCGCUCACAAGAAGCCCGUCAGCAGCGCCGAGCGUGACUUCUGCUGCCUUACCCUUUGCCGAAUCGAGUCAAACGUCACCGCCGCCAUGCAAUCCACUUUCGCGGUCGCCGGAAGCCGACUCAGUGGACAUAGGGCUCAGCGAAGACUCGCAGUCAGCCAGUCCGCUGCUCCUGGAGGCCAGAGCGGCAAACUCCUCUAGCUCGCCACUAACGCAGAACUGGGCAGAGCUGACGAGGAACUCGGAUGAGCCGGGAUGGUCGCGGCAAAUCGAAGUCGCAUCAAGAGGUUUCCGGCUCUCCGACUUGAAUGAAGGAAGGCGAUGCAGUGACGGCCAGAAGGGCAGCAAUACGAGCCCUGACCUGCGGCAGCGCGUCCGCGCGGGAGCUGCGCGGACCAUUCAGAAGCGCUGGCGUUUAUACAAGGCGCGGAAGAUGGUGUCGAGUUCCGUGUCUCAGUCCUGCUUGGCUGCAUGCGCUUCGCUGCUACAUGACCGGGGUUCGCCGCCAGUGAGCCGCCCGGCGAACGAUCGAGCACUGCUCAAGUGCCGGACGUUGGAGCCGCGUCGUUGCCAUUCCGGGUGGACGGGUCAGAGCCCAGAAAUGACGCCCAACCCCAUUCCACCGCCUGAAGGGAAGUCGCCUGUCACUCCCCAGCGGCAAACGGAAUCGUUGCGCGCGCCGGACAGCUCUCCGACGACACACCAGCGAGGUGACGAGCAAUACAGGGCACUCACACUGGUUUCAGCAAAGCCAGAGCCCUCUAACCAAAACGCACGCAAUCCUGAUGCAACAGAAUGCAACACUCUUCCCUUUCGAGAGGUGGCAACUCGUCCGCAGAAAGAACGCCCGCUUCCGCCAUUGCCGCCUGGCGACAUGGCUCUGGCGCUUCAAGAAGCGAAACUGCGGCGGCAAAUACGAUAUUACGCGGAAAUGCACCAGUUCUACUCAAUGCAGCUACAGCAGAACAUUCUAGACCCGUCUGACGGGCUGGAGGAAAGUUUCGACAGAGAGUCUUUCCCCCGCAUGCUAGAGGGUACGGACUUGAAUCCUCUCCAAAUGGACAUAAACGAACUGCUGGAACAUUCUGCCGCUUUCCUCGGCGACGCCGAACCGCUGCGUCAGUGA